GUGAAGCGGCGUCCAAGUAGCUGCGGCAAGUUUGCGUAUUCAUCAAUUUCUCGGUGCUUAGCAUUUGAAAAGCGAUUAUUCUUUUUUGUCUCCUUUUGAAACGCACCGACGUGAUACGACCCACACUUACCGUUACGAAACCAUCAUUAUCAUACCUAAGUAGUGUUCUUCCUCUUAAACACAGUAAAAAGUUCCGUUGUAUGAAUAAAAUUAGGCGUCUUCGCUUUUCUGUUUUUCCUUGUGAUCUUAUUAUAGUUGGCUCCAAGCGUUUUUCUUUUCCCCUUUUCCCCUUUAUUCUGACUUCUUAAUAUUUUUUGUGUGGUGUAAAUGUCAUCUGAGGAAGAGAAACUCACCGCCUUGUACGCGCGACGCCAAGAGAUCCUGAAAGAUCUCAGUGAGGUGGACUCAAGCAUUAAGCAGCUCGAGAGCGAUAUCCAGUUAAAGGUCUCCGAGGCGGCGAAGCGGACCAUUGACGAGAACAAGUCCGGCAAUGCUGAUCUGGAUAAGGUGAAUGAGGUGAUCGCAAGCUGCGUGCGCGACGCCACAGGGCUGCGUGACGGGCUCAAAGUGGUGGAGGCGUGCCGGUACGUGCAAGACUACGGAAACAAAGACGACGCGGCGCGGCAGAAGAUCCCGUUCCGCAACGUCUUUGUGCAGGAGUGCAUCCGACACGCGCUGGACUUGUCGAACGACGCGAACGGAAGUGAGCUGAUGCAGCACCUCCUCUCGUUGCUGCGUCCCGGGAUGAAGUCGGCGGUCAUGGGCGACAUCGAUUACGACCCCACCACCUCCAGCGAGCAAGAGCACUCGGAGGUGCUCCUUCUCAUUAAUGAGCUCGGUGACGACAUCGUGACUGUGGCGUGCAACACAAACGGCGCCCGCGUGUCGCAGCGCAUCAUCGACGCCCUCUCCACGCCGGAGGAGUUCGACGUCUACACCAGCGUGCUGGCUCCGUCGAUCGUCGAGGUAGCGAAGGACAUCAACGGAAACCACUCCCUGUCGAAGCUGAUCACGUCGUCAAGGUUUUGUCAGCUGGGCGAUGAAGAGGCGGACUCUGCGGCAGCCACAGCCGUGUACGAGCGCAUAUUUCAGAAGAUUGCCGACAAUUGCAUCGACAUCUGCAAGAACCGCCAAGGGUGUUGCAUCAUUCAAAAGUGCCUGCAGCACGCCCCAGAACCGUACCACACCACCAUCAUCAACACGGUACUCAGCAACUCGCUGAAGUUAGUGCAAGAUCCGUUUGGCAACUACGUGGUGCAGUUCAUCCUUGAUAAGCAGCAGGACAUUAAUGGGUCCAGGAAGGAAAUCGACGACGAGGAUGGCGGCUCGUCAGCCCCAAACUACACCAAUCAAAUUAUUAGACAGAUGCUCCACCACGUAGCGGAGCUGUCGUGCAACAAGUUUAGCAGCAACGUCAUUGAGAAGUGCCUCAAGACGUCCUCAUCCGACGUGCGCCAGCUGCUCGUCGAUGAGCUGACGGAGCCGCACGUGCUUCCUAAAUUACUGACAGACAGCUUCGCCAACUACGUCAUUCAAACCGCCAUCUCGACCGUGUCGGACGACGGGCAGUUCACACAACUGCGCGAUGCCAUUAUGCCGCUGCAAAGCCUGCUCAAGAACUCGCCCUACGGCGUGAAGAUCGAGUCAAAGCUGUCGCGUCGCCAUCGCGAGGCGGCUAGGCGGCUGCCGAAGAAAAAGGAGACGACCAGCAGCUCCUCCUCACACCUGCCGCCACCGUCGCAGGAGCCGGCGCUGCCGUCGUACAUCCCUCCGCAGGGCAUUACGGGGAUUCCCAUGAUGGCGCCGGACGGCUCCAUGGGUCAGCCGAUGGCGUUUGCUAACAUGACGCCGGAUAUGGCCUCCUUGUUUCAGCAGCAGCAGCAGAUGAUGGGCAUGCCGUUUGUUCUGCAAGGACAGCAAAUGAUCGGCAUCCCAAACGCGCCGCCGCCGCCGUUCACCAUGAGUGUCAUUAAUGGUAGUUCGCUACCCGAUUACCGUUAA
This is a messenger RNA of Leptomonas pyrrhocoris, 2001 nucleotides long. Its product is annotated as putative PUF1. The record is from RefSeq and is a predicted model, not a curated record. The coding region runs from base 328 to 2001 and encodes 557 amino acids. NCBI's taxonomy places the organism in Eukaryota, Euglenozoa, Kinetoplastea, Trypanosomatida, Trypanosomatidae. Gene Ontology annotation, cellular component: cytoplasm. Gene Ontology annotation, molecular function: mRNA binding. Gene Ontology annotation, biological process: post-transcriptional regulation of gene expression. The transcript has a single exon.